Molecule: messenger RNA, 846 nt
Organism: Lactuca saligna
Lineage: Eukaryota; Viridiplantae; Streptophyta; Magnoliopsida; Asterales; Asteraceae
Source: the annotation of a GenBank genome assembly
AUGAGGCUGAAGAUUCUGUGCAGCGCCCACAUGUGGGCGACCUUCGCUUCAGAUUUUCACUAUAAGUUUUCCGUCGGCGGAGUUCAGUUCUCUCCGGUGAUCGUUAAAAUGGGCGAUCUUCACUCAAUUGCGUACUUUAGCAACCAACAUAGCCAUCGCACUCCCCUGAGUUGGGAAAUCUACAAUCAUCAACUUCUCAACACAGACAUUUCUCACUGUUAUGGUGCAGGUAUGGAGACGAAGGAUACUCAACCAUUCUACGAUCAAUCUCUGUUAAAUUCCGAUCUCUCAUCGGGUUAUUUAGAGGAUGCGUUGUUUGAAUUCAGCUCGAAACGACGCCGCUUGAUGAUGACACCUGAUGAUCACCAUAUAACCAGUUACCAGAAUUCAACUCCUCCUUCAUAUCCGAGCUACUGGGAUUUCAAUUCCACUGAUGACUUUGACAAUUUCAGUGGGGUUAAUGUAAGCGGGAAUAACUCAACUUCAUCUUCACAAAGCAAGACUUCAAUCAACAGCCAGUUUCUCUCUGAAAAGGAAACCCUAAGUUCAUCAGAUCACGUCACUGGUGGAAUUGAGGAGCGAAAAAAGAAGGCGAUAACAAGAGUGGUGUACCCAUUUGCAUUAGUAAAGCCAGGAGGAUUUAAAGGCGAUAUGACACUGAAUGACAUUAACGAAAGAAUCCUAAUGCCACCGACGAGACCAGUUAGACAUCCGGUUGGGGAUUUUGCUUGUCGGCCGUUGGUUUCAUUAGAUGGACCUGGACUCUCCGGUAAGGAGGUGGUGGCUCUCACCAGAAUACAGACUCAUGGAAGAGGCACAAUCACCAUUAUUAGAACCAAAAAUUAA